CCUGCCCCUGCUGUGGCCUGCUCCCUCAUCUUCCUCCCCCGAGCAGGAGGAAAGCUGCUUGCACGGUUUCUGCAGUGGUGAGCAAGAGGAGUGGGCUGUGUCCGUCGCCGUCACUAGCGGAGCACCUGGUCAGGGAGACUCAGCACUGCGUGGGGGGUACCUCCGGUUGUCUCAUUACCCUGGAGGAAGAGGGAGUCCAAAUGCCGUCUUGAUUUGCAGUCGCUGCCGUGAGCUGGAGUUCUCCAGAGGGAGCUCUGCUCUCUCCCUUCGUACCUGAAGAGAGAUCACAUGAGUAGGGGACUACUAAGACAGACCAGAAAGAGAAUCUUCACGCCUCUCUUUCUUGGAGGCUUAGUGUUUUUCAGCCGUGGGCCAAAUGUGCUGCAUCAAGACAGCACUGCACCGCAAGCUGCAUUCUUUCCACCUCUUCAAAAAGUGAUGUUGCCACCAAAUACCUUUCAAGGGAAAGUGGCCUUUAUAACUGGUGGAGGUACUGGGAUUGGCAAAGGGAUGACAACAACUUUGUCCAGUUUAGGUGCCCAGUGUGUUAUAGCAAGCCGGAAGCUUGAUGUUUUGAAAGGAACAGCAGAAGAAAUUUCUUCUAAAACAGGGAAUAAGGUUCAUGCCGUCCAAUGUGAUGUGAGAGAUCCAGUUUCAGUUAAGAAUGCUGUUGCUGAAAUAAUCCAAGUGGCAGGACAUCCUGAUGUUGUGAUAAACAACGCAGCUGGAAACUUUAUUUCUCCUUCUGAACGACUUUCUGCUAAUGCAUGGAAAACGAUAACUGAUAUUGUGCUUAAUGGUACUGCUUUUGUAACUCUGGAAAUUGGAAAGGAGCUCAUUAAAGUACAAAAAGGAGCAGCAUUCCUGGCUAUUACAACAAUUUAUGCAGAGAGUGGUUCAGGAUUUGUGGUGCCGAGCGCCUCUGCCAAAGCUGGUGUAGAAGCACUGAGCAAGUCGCUUGCAGCUGAAUGGGGUAAAUAUGGCAUGAGAUUCAAUGUGAUUCAACCAGGUCCAAUAAAAACAAAGGGUGCUUUUAGCCGCCUUGACCCAACAGGCACAUUUGAGAAGGAAUUUAUUAAGAGGAUUCCUUGUGGCCGUCUGGGAACUGUAGAAGAAAUUGCAAAUCUUGCUGCCUAUUUCUGCAGUGACUAUGCAAGCUGGGUUAAUGGAGCAGUGAUUAGAAUGGAUGGUGGAGAAUACGUUUCUAUGGCAGGAGAAUUCAAUGAUUUGAAGAAGGUUACGAAAGAGCAGUGGGAUAUGAUGGAAGCAAUGAUUAGAAAAACAAAAGGCUCUUAAAGUAUGUAACUAUGGUGGAGAUUUUUGGAAAUGAACCACUACUUCUUCAUGAAAAUUUUGAAAUAACCAAUUGAGAAAUCGCCUUCAAAAUCUUUUGUAUGCUGAUGUCAACAAAAUAUUGUUACAUUUUCAUAUUUUGAAUGUAGUAUGUAUAUUUCGUCCAGAGGAGGGCCACAAAAAUGAUCCGAG
Messenger RNA from Egretta garzetta (little egret), 1485 nucleotides. It is a transcript of the gene DECR1, whose product is annotated as 2,4-dienoyl-CoA reductase 1. The transcript is spliced from 10 exons. The record is from RefSeq and is a predicted model, not a curated record. Gene Ontology annotation, cellular component: mitochondrion. Gene Ontology annotation, biological process: fatty acid beta-oxidation. Gene Ontology annotation, molecular function: 2,4-dienoyl-CoA reductase (NADPH) activity. NCBI's taxonomy places the organism in Eukaryota, Metazoa, Chordata, Aves, Pelecaniformes, Ardeidae. The coding region runs from base 289 to 1296 and encodes 335 amino acids.